Messenger RNA from Pangasianodon hypophthalmus (striped catfish), 3530 nucleotides. RefSeq names its product carbonyl reductase 4 (gene cbr4). Lineage: Eukaryota; Metazoa; Chordata; Actinopteri; Siluriformes; Pangasiidae. The transcript is spliced from 6 exons. Gene Ontology annotation, biological process: fatty acid biosynthetic process. The coding region runs from base 329 to 1042 and encodes 237 amino acids. The record is from RefSeq and is a predicted model, not a curated record. Gene Ontology annotation, molecular function: oxidoreductase activity, acting on the CH-OH group of donors, NAD or NADP as acceptor; quinone binding.
GCACUGUUGUGGGCGUGGCUAAGGCUCACAGCUGAUCCAAGAUGGCGACACCAGUGCUUGUUUUGAGGAUACUCGAGUGAAGUUCAUGAUAGAACCACGUGACGAGAUGGCAGUUAGUAAUAUAAUCAUCUAGUAAUCAUCAGCUAGUAAUCUUCAUCUAUUCUGGUAGUCUGAGAGCAUGACUUGGUGAAGCCUGGCUAGGUUUUUAACUUGUUUUCAGAGACAGAACACAGGUUUCUGCAUGACUGUCAGCUUUUUCUCUUCUGCUGGGACACAACAGUCCCCCUGGAACCUUAAAGUCAAUUAGUCAAAACGAUCAAAGGGGCCGAUGUCUAGAUUGGGAGUGGUGUUUGGCGGCUCCCGUGGCAUUGGGCGAGCAGUAGCCCAGCUGUUGGCACAAAGGGGGCAUCGAGUUGUGGUGAUCUCCCGGAACCAGGAAGCAGCACAGGCUACAGCAGACACGCUUUCUGGAGUGGAACAUGUAGGUCUCGCUUGUGACAUUUCCAAAGAGCAUGAGGUGCAAAGAACGUUCGAUACCAUCACUAAGACCUGCGGCCCUGUGGGAUUCCUAGUCAAUGCAGCAGGCAUUAACAGAGAUGCGUUAUUAAUGAGGUGUAAAUCUGAGGACAUGGUUUCUGUUCUUCACACUAACCUGCUUGGCUCAAUGCUUACCUGUAGGGCCGUGUUACGGAGCAUGCUCAGUAAUGGAGGUGCUAUUGUCAACAUAGGCUCAGUGGUGGGUGUGAAGGGAAACGCUGGUCAGAGUGUGUACAGCGCCAGUAAAGCCGGCCUCGAAGGCUUCACACGCUCUCUGGCCAAAGAGGUUGCUUCUCGAAACAUUCGAGUCAACUUGGUAGCUCCAGGACUCAUUCGGACAGACAUGACAGCAGGGCUGAACGAAGAAGAGUAUGGAAAGAGGAUUCCACUGGGUCGCUUUGGUGAUCCGCAGGAAGUGGCACACGCUGUUCUGUUCCUCCUGGAGUCUCCGUACAUCACAGGGCACGUCCUAUUGGUGGAUGGAGGACUACAGCUGACCAUGUAAUUCCUGAUUCCGUUUAGUCUUGCCUGUAAGCCCCUGUUGAUGGGACUAGCAGUAUGGCAAGUCUUUCUCGUGAGGAAGCUUUUCGAAAUUACAUUCAGGACAUGAAGAACUUCAUGUAGUCACCAAGUUGGAAUUCAAAUUACUGUCUGCUCUCCAGGAGAGUCUUUGUAAAUAUGAUUGCAAUUGUCCAUAAUGUUUCAACGACCAUUUAUGUGAACCAUCUCCACUUUGUGGUUAUACAUAAAAUAGUUAAAUUACACAUGUUCAGUCAACUGUAUCACCCCAUAUGAUUUAAAUUUAUGUUUGAAAACAUUUGCUAACCGCAGUGCAUUCAGUACUAACACUGCAACAUUCAGGGAAAUCUGUGGUCAGCUUUUGGGAACAUGACCUACAGGCAUUAACAAUUGAGAGGUCUGGAAUUUCUUUCUGAAAUAUUUAAUGUGUAGUGCUUUAGGAAGAGUGAGUUAUUGGUCAUUUUAGAGCAAGGGUGUCCACUCAUAUCUGCAAAGCACAAGUGAGGCUGAAGGUUUUCAUUCCAACCAAGCAGGAGCCUGGUGUUUGGUUGAAAUGAAAAACUGUAGUCACUUAUAAGGAUAAGAUUGGAGACCCUUGACUUAGAGAGAUUGUGUAUGCUACAUGUCUCUGACUCCCUCACAAAAUAAACCUUAUCACUUUCAGUCAUAAUACAACUUCAUUCUUCACUGCAGUAUACACUGUACUGCCAAAAGAUUGUGCACACCUGACCAUCACACUCAUAUGUGCUUGUUGAACAUCCCAUUCCAGAUUUAUUCCCCCUCUGCUGUUAUAAUAAGCUCCACUCUUCUGGGAAGGCUUUCCACUAGAUUUUGGAGCGUGGCUGUGGGGAUUUGUGUUCAUUCAGCUACAAGAGCAUUAGUGAGAUCAGACACUGAUGUUGGUGAGGAGGUCUGGGGUUCAGUCGGUGUUCCAGUUCAUCCCAAAGGUGUUCAGUGGGGUUGAGGUCAGGGCUCUGUGCAGGACACUCGAGUUCUUCCACUCCAACCUUCACACACCAUGUCUUCAUGGAGCUCGCUUUGUGCACAGGGGCAUCGUCAUGCUGGAACAGGUUUCAGCCUCUUAGUUCCAGUGAAGGGAAAUUGUAAUGUUACAGCAUACAGAGACAUUCACACAUACUUUUGGUCAUAUAAUUUAGUGUAGCAUUGAAACCAUCUGAGAAACCUAUAUACACAGUUUAAUAAUUUAAUAACUCAUGUGCUAUAAUAUACUUAAAGCUGUUUGAAUAAUCAUCAAUCAUCUCUUCACUUACAUUAAUUGAAAGUCUUUCAGAGCAUUGUGAAGUCACAGAUAUAAAACACAGAGGAAUAAAAAAAACAGACUUAACACUAGAACAUAGUUUCUUGCGGUGUAAUAGGAACUCUUAUGUUUUAUCCUCCCUUCCCAUGGGAGAAAUUCUGUUCACCUCCCCAUCACAGGCACACAGAUGAGUUGGAUUAAGAGUGGGGCUGCGGUUUAUUUUUAGCUCAUUGAGUGAUUUUGGGGGUUUGGGGGUGGGUAAGUUUGUGGCUGUACACUCAUUGUGCUGAAGGAUGAGGUCAGAGGUCAGCGUGUGGAGGAUCUGAGUCGAGGAAUGAUGUCAUCUUUACUCUGCCUCCAGUCAUUGUGAUACCAUACACGCAAACACAUACCAGGUCUUAUAAGAAUGGCCUUGAAAUCAGUCUGUGCUCAUUUUUUACUUAAAUAAAACGAAACAAACUAGCCAAAUCCUCAAGGAGAGUGUAAUGAUUCAUCUGGACACACUUUAAAAUGGCUUAACUAAAGUGCUGCAAAAGAUUGUGUUCAUGAUAAGCAUCAGUGUGGAAUAUAACAACAAAAUUUUUUUAGAUCUUCAUCCUCGCUGCAUAAUCUUUACGUGUCACCUGAAACCAAAAUCAGAACAUCCUGUUAAUAUGGAAAAAUAAAAAUGUAGUAGAUUUUGGUAGCCUCAGAUUCUUGUUCUUGGCUGACAGGAGUGAAACCUGUUGUAGUCUUCUGCUGUUGUAGCUCAUCCACCUAGAGGUUUGAUGUGUUGUGCAUUCUGAGAUGCUUUUCUGCUCAUCACGGUUGUAAAGAGUGAUUAUUUGAGUUACUAUAGACUUCCCGUCAGCUUAGACCACUCUGUUCAUUCUCCUCUGAUCUCUCUCAUCUACAAGGUGUUUCAGCCUGUAGACCCUCUGCUCACAGGAUGUUUUUUGUUUUUUUGCACCAUUCUGUGUAAACUCUAGAAACUGUUGUGUGUGAAAAUCCCAGGAGAUCAGCAGGUUCUAAAAUACUCAAACCAGCCCACAGUUAAAGUCACUGAGAUCACACUUUUUUUCUCAUUCUGAUGUUUGAUGUGAACAUUAACUGAAGCUCUUGACCUGUAUCUGCAUGAUUUUAUGCAUUGUGCUGCUGCCACAUGAUUGGCUGAUUAGAGAACUGCAUGAAUGUGCAGGUGUACAGGUGUUCCUAAUAAAAUGGACGGUGAAUGUAA